CACCAACAGACGAUUCUCUCCUCUGUCAUCAUCGCUACAGAAUCAUUAGCCUAUCAUAAUGAUGUCCCACUGUUGUUUUUCGCAUUCAUAUGGGUGAUGUUACAAGUCGUUGUCUCGUUCGCAAUAUUCAUUCCGAAUGAUUUCACUCAGACAUGGUUAACACGAAAAGUCAACGUUGUGUAUACUGUGACGAUAUUGGGUGGUCAAAUCGCCUUCUUUGUGCAACAGCAGAAUAAAAUUGCUCUCCUUAUCGCAGGGGCAAUUGGAUUCCCAUGCGCAUGUUAUUUACUUGCGAAAGAAGUGAAAUGGGUAUUUGGGCAAGGCACAUACCACUAUCCUGAGAAUAACAUUGCCAAACCAGCUCGAAAUAUCUAUGGUGAUUUUUGGAGUUUAUUUCUCACAGUGAUGUGGAUAUAUUCACCAUUCGGAAUGAGAAAUAGCACUUCACAGCCACAAAGCUAAACAAUGAACACCUGAGAGCUAAUUAGAUCUGCAACCGACGAAAGUUUGGAGUUUCUACACUUUCCUUUUGAUUGUAUUUCUCACUGUCAUCUCUGAAUACUAUCACUAAAUAAAUACAUAUUCGAA
Molecule: messenger RNA, 588 nt
Organism: Trichobilharzia regenti
Lineage: Eukaryota; Metazoa; Platyhelminthes; Trematoda; Strigeidida; Schistosomatidae
Source: the annotation of a GenBank genome assembly